GAACGGUUUUUUCAGGCUCCCCUGACUAAAAAGACUCUUGAAGAUCGUAUCAUCCUUGUGCUCAGUUUGUAUGAUAAGAUCGAUCCAAAGAAGUUGACCAUGGACUCUGAUUUUGUUAAGGACCUUGGUCUUGACUCUCUUGAUCACGUUGAAAUGGUCAUGGCUAUGGAAGAAGAAUUUGGGUGA
This is a messenger RNA of Cooperia oncophora, 186 nucleotides long. The record is from the annotation of a GenBank genome assembly. NCBI's taxonomy places the organism in Eukaryota, Metazoa, Nematoda, Chromadorea, Rhabditida, Trichostrongylidae.